AUGACUACGUUUUCGAAGACUAUUAAAUUCCCUAUUAUUAACGAGGCCUAUGAGCAGCCUACCGGUUUGUUCAUCAACAACGAGUACGUUGCUGCCAAGUCGGGUAAGACUUUUAAGGUGACUACUCCUAUCAAUGAAGAGUUGCUUUGUGAGUUGCAAGAAGCUGGCUCUGAGGACGUUGACUAUGCCGUUGAGUGUGCCUCCAAGGCUUUCAAGAAGUGGAAGUUUACCAAGCCAGAGGUUAGAGCUCGUUUGCUUUACAAAGUUGCAGAUUUGAUGGAUGAGAAGAGAGAUCUAUUGGCCAAGAUUGAGUCUCUUGACAACGGUAAAUCUUUGGUCUGUGCCAAGUUUGACGUCAAUUUAGUCGUCGAAUACCUUAGAUCCUGUGCUGGUUAUUGUGACAAGAUUGAUGGUCGUACCAUUAAUACCGGCCCUGAGUAUUUGACCUACACUAAGAGAGAACCUCUCGGUGUGUGUGGUGCCAUUACUCCAUGGAACUUUCCAUUACUUAUGUUUGCAUGGAAAAUUGGUCCAUGUUUGGCUACCGGUAACACCAUUGUUCUGAAACCUGCAAGUGCUACUCCUUUGAGUAAUCUAUAUGCCGCCUCUCUAUUCAAAGAAGCUGGAUUCCCAGAUGGUGUUGUCAACAUUAUUCCCGGUUCUGGUAGAGCCUGUGGUAGUGCCAUCUUACAUCACCCUAAGGUCAAGAAGGUUGCCUUUACUGGUUCCACUUCAGUUGGUAAAGGUGUUAUGAAGGAUGCUGCCGAUUCAAUCAAGAAGGUUACUCUUGAGUUAGGUGGCAAGUCUCCUAACAUUGUUUUCCAGGAUUGUGAUAUUGAGAAGACUGUCCAGAACUUGAUCACUGGUAUUUUCUUCAAUGGUGGUGAAGUGUGUUGUGCUGGCUCUAGAAUCUAUAUUCAGGCUUCUGACGAAGAGUGGUACAACGAGUUCCUUGCUAAGUUCAAAAAGGCAGUUGAGAAAAUAAAGGUUGGUAAUCCAUUUGAGGAAGGUGUCUUCCAGGGUGCUCAGACCACUCCGGAUCAAUUCCAGACUGUUUUGGACUACGUGAAGAUUGGAAAGGAAAGCCAUUUGAAGGUUUUGACUGGUGGUAAUAGAAUUGGCAAGAGAGGUUACUUUGUCGAGCCAACAGUGUUUUACGAUGUUCCACAAAGCUCCCGUUUGACUAAAGAAGAGAUCUUUGGUCCUGUUGCCGUUGUCUUACCUUUCAAGUCCAUAGAGGAGCUUAUUGAGAAGGCCAACGAUUCCGAGUACGGUUUGGCUUCUGGAAUUCACACUGAGGAUAUCAAUAAGGCUUUAUACGUUGCUGACAGAUUGGAGGCUGGAUCUGUUUGGAUUAAUACUUAUAACGAUCUUCAGCAGAACUCUCCAUUUGGAGGUUUCAAGGAGUCCGGAAUUGGAAGAGAGAUGGGUGCUGAGGCUUUGGACAAUUACACUCAGAUCAAAUUGGUUAGAGCUAAGAUUUCCACGCCUACUUUGUAA
Messenger RNA from Brettanomyces nanus, 1500 nucleotides. RefSeq lists its product as uncharacterized. Gene Ontology annotation, molecular function: aldehyde dehydrogenase (NAD+) activity. Bases 1 to 1500 code for a protein of 499 amino acids. Lineage: Eukaryota; Fungi; Ascomycota; Pichiomycetes; Pichiales; Pichiaceae. The record is from RefSeq and is a predicted model, not a curated record. The transcript has a single exon.